Messenger RNA from Porites lobata, 9317 nucleotides. Lineage: Eukaryota; Metazoa; Cnidaria; Anthozoa; Scleractinia; Poritidae. The record is from the annotation of a GenBank genome assembly.
CAGGAGUGCACCACGUAAUGGCGGAAGUGUUUCCGAGAAAGUAAAAAGAUUGUGAAACCUCCGGGAAAAUUGAUGCCAAAGGACGCAAAAUACGUGAAUAAUUUUUAGUAAGUGUGUUUACAAAGGCGAUAAUGAAUUUCUUCACUUCGGAGGACCUAGAUUUUCAGCGAUAUUGCAUUGCAACGUAUGGAUCAAUCGAGAAUUUAAUUGACAAAGCCAAGAAAGGCGAAAUUGUCGCCCAAGCACAUCUGGGUUGCGCUUACUCGGACGGUUUUGGCGAUCUCUUGCCGCAAGAUAACGACAAAGCGAUUGGAUGGCUUAGCACUGCUGUAGAAAACGGUUAUGAAUCUCCUGAGAUCCUUGGAAAACUUGGGGGACUACUGGAUUGGAAAGGAACGGUAGUAUGCCGGCGAAAAGCGUACGAGAUGUACCAUAGAGCUGCCAGACUGGGUAACACAAGCUCACAGAUAAAUCUUGCAGAAAUGUAUCGUCUUGGAGUUGAAGGAGUCGUGAGCGAAGACCUCAAGGAAUCUUUUAAAUGGCUUAAAAAAGCGGCUGAUGAAGAUUUAUCUGAAAGUGAAGUUAGAAGAGAUUUGUUCGGUAACACGUUAAGACGAAUGCAAAACGCUAUUGGUGGUGAAAAACAAACGGCUCUGAAACUUUUGUACCUCAACUACGUCGCUGGUGAUUGUCCGGAAGGUCAACCACAACCAACUAAAGCUGUUCAUUAUUUGACCAGAGCGGCUGAACAGGGUGAUACCGAGGCACAGGUUAUCCUCGGAGAGAUCUACUUGACUGGAGGUUGCGAGCAGUUGAUAGAUUUGCCAAGAGCGAGAAGAUGGCUCAAUAAAGCAUCUGACAAGGGCGAUUUAAGGGCGAAAGAGGUGAAUUAUUUAACAGUUAAUGAAUGAGGCUGAGUAUCUUAUUAAGAAUUAUGGAGAUGGAGGAGGGUGUUAUGGAUAACACCCUCCGAGAUCUCCAUAAUUCUUCAUAUGAUAUGAAAGCCAAAUUCAAUAAAUGUUUUAUUAUUUAUUACUUAUUCCUAGUUUAAAAACAUGGCUAAAACAUGCUUGCCUCCAUCGAUCCAUUGAUGAUAAGUUCAUCUUUGGUAGUGCAUGUUUAGGGUUGUUCAGCUCCACAAAUAUUCUCCAAAUAGCAGAUGUCGCCCUUCGAGUUGUCCUCUUGCUGUUCUUGCCAUGUCUUUAGCUAUGUUUCGCCUACUUCUUACUCUUGAAAUGAGUGAAAUGUCUGCCAUUUUUCAAGUUCACAACCAAAACAACUCAACCUGGUCCCCAGGUCUUCUCGGUUAACGGAGUAUUAACCUGCAAGAACGCUGCAUUUUUGACGUCAUUUCCUUCCUAAAAACAAAAUUCUUCCAAAUUUGGUCAUCAGUAACUGGUUAUGGUGAAUUAAACGUGUGCUUUAAGCCAAUCAGAAUCAGGGAAAUAUUUUGAAUGAAUAAUACCGUAAAAUUCCGAAAAUAAGCCCCUCCAUGUAAUAGCCCCUCCAAAUAAUUCUAAGCCCCCCAAACUCGUAAUGCAAAAAAACCCGCCAUUAAAUUGCCCCUCCAAAAUCCCCCCGGGUGGCUUGUACUCGGAAAUUGCCCUCAAAUACAAAGUCAAACAAGGCAAAAACGGUAAAUUUCCUUCCAUUAUUUAUAAGGCAAGCCCAAUCGAUUUCGAAACGCAAAUUUCCUUCCGUAGAUAAGCCCUUCCUAAUAUAAGCCCCUCAAAAAAAAUAUAAGCCCCAGGGCUUAUUUUCGGAUUUUUACGGUAAUUGUUCUUAUUUCAUCAGUCCUUUGUUCACAAGACUUGCUAUCUUUAUACUUUAUUUAACCCAUUCGUUCCUGGAGAUUUUGCCGAAAAACACGUUUUGAAGCUAGUCGAGUGGUUUUCUGGUCUUUGUCGUGCUAUAAAGAGCUAAAACUUACCACAAACCUGUUUACAGGUCGUACACUUCGCGGCCUUCUGAUCCAGAUGCAAAAUAUCAGCUUGCGAAGUUCGGGCAUGCGCAGAAAGCAAAAUUUUUUUUUUUACUUUUUGCUUUCUCUCCUCCCUUCUUUUUUCGCUCUUCUUGCCUCAUUUUUUUUUUCUCUUGCUGGGCAUUUAGUAGGCUUCAUUUUGGUGGGAAGAGUUUUUAGGAAAGCUUUUAGGAUCUUGGGAUUAGGUGAAAGGAAAGGUAGGUGGGUAAUGGAACAAGAUUUUCAUGGAGAUUUUCAGGUCAAUGUCACGUGGUUUUUUGCUUGUUUCUCUGGUGUCCUUGACUAAAUUGUGCUCAUUCUGGUAUGGUUUGAAAGAUCUCUUCACUCUGCACAAGUUAGCGACAAAAGUUGUCCUUGACCGUUAAAACUGAUGACGUCACAAUGGGUAGAAAGGACCUGGAUCCGCACCGGUGGUUACGGGCGGUUCAGGGGCGAAUGGGUUAAUCAAAAAACCUAAAAAUGGCCUUUUACCAACUUUUUCACCUGAUUCUACAUGAAAUAGACAGAUUUGGUUGUUUUAUGCUGAAAAGUGGAUUUUUUUCAAAAAGCUUGGUACUUUGCUUAACCCAUUCGCUCCUGGAGAUUUUGCCGAAAAACGCGUUUUGAAGCUAGUCGAGUGGUUUUCUAGUCUUUGUCGUGCUAUAAAGAGCUAAAACUUACCACAAACCGGUUUACAGGUCGUACACUUCGCGGCCUUCUGAUCCAGAUGCAAAAUAUCAGACUAAAUUGUGCUCAUUCUGUUAUGGUUUGAAAGAUCUCUUCACUCUGCUCAAGUUAGCGACGAAAGUUGUCCUUGACCGUUAAAACUGAUGACGUCACAAUGGGUAGAAAGAACCUGGAUCCGCACGGGCAGUUACGGGCGGUUCAGGGGCAAAUGGGUUAACACGGAUAUUACUCUUAGCUAUUGGCUAGUUUACAGGUAAUCCACAGCCCUAAUUAUAUUCCAAAAAUUUAAAAUUUAAAUUCCAAAAAAAAAUUGUAUUAUAAAAAUUUAAAAUUCAGAACUAAAAAUAUACAAUAAUUCAUCAUCUGAAAACUGUAAAAGCUAAGAAUUGAUUAAAACAACAAAGAAACAAGCAGCAAUUACUAUAAAUCCCGAUUUCAGUCAAAACUUAAGCAAUCGAAUUUUGUUCUUCACUUCAUUAGUGCCUGCUUUAAUUCUAAUGUCAUUUGCUAGCUCAUUCCAUUUCUUAGCAGCAAAAUAUCUCCAAGAUUUGAAACCGUAUUUAGUCAUGUUAACUUUCGGUAAUGAAAGGAUAUAAUCAUGUCAAAGACUAUACUUUGAUGAGCAUACAUGUAAGGUGAUAAGAUCUCUAAUUGCGGGUGGAGCUUUGUCCGAUAUACUGUUGUUUAUUGUCAAUAGCAUGUCUUGGAUUCUUCGAGUUUCCAAUGAUGGGAGUCUCAUUCGUUCCAAGAGAUCUUGAUAAGAUGCACUUUUAUCAUUGAAGAUGUACCUCAAAGCCCUUUCGUUGACUUUCUCAAUUUUAGCAGUGUUUCUUUUUCGGCAGUGGUGCCAGAUUUGGUUACAAUAGUUAAAAUACGGCAGUAUAAAUGCGCAAUAAAGCGAUUCCUUGGUUUUAAGUGGCAAAGUGUUCUUCAAUCUGUUCAGAGCACUUAUCUGAGAACUUACUUUGCCACAAAUACUUGAAAUACCUUAACCUGGCAAGCAGUGGUUUCUCCAGGCAGUAGGGAGUCUGAGAAACCACUGCAACCAACCGUCUGCUUUUCCAUCAAGCAUACUUCCCUAUGAGAGGCUAAUGGGGAUGUGCUGCUGGAUGGGGUUGUAUUUUCACGACUGGAUUGACUAUAUUGGGGUGCAUAUUUUCGGUAAGACACUUCUUCAUAUUUAAAAAAUGGGUCAGUUCGUUUUAGGAUGACCUAUUUAAGGAUUUAUAAUAAAGGUAGAUACAUAGAAAGUUGGGAUCGUGAAAAUUAUACAUUUGCCCAAAAGUGACUAAGAUGGGGUCUAUAAUUGGCCACAGAAUAGACUAUAAUAGGGGCUCUGAGAGGCCAGCAGCACAUACCCAGGAAAAAUAAAUUCACCUAAGAACCACCCCCCCUCCCUCCCAGAUUCAAGGAAGCAAAAUGUAGGUCCCAAGCAGGCACUUUUAGCGGAGCUUGUAUUUCGUCCUUUCCCACAAACAUCUGCUCAACCAAGAACAAUAUUCAUUUCUCAUUGUUUUUGUUUACUCAGUAAGUAACCAAUCAACAGUUUUGAAAUUAAGUGUUGACAGGCUAAACAUGACUCAUAAGCUUGUGGUAGUGUAAAAUCAUGACCCUAGAGUUACCUUAUCCUUCUUUGCUUUCCUUCAAUAAGGUUAUGCAGUGCACGGGUAUUCUAAACUCUGACUAAAUCUUACUUUUGCUGCUCUAAAGUCUAAAGCUUUCCCAGUGUUUCAUGCAGAUCAAGUUAUUAUCAGGUUACCCUGCGGUCAAGGUCAACCUUGCAGAAUGUGGAAAGUACAGCAAUGGGAUUGGUUAAGCUUAGAAAAGCAGUGUGCAAAGAAAGUCACAUCCAAUAGCCUGUAGCUAGUGGGUUUUGCUAUUGGGCUAGUAAAUUCUGUUCUUAACUUGCCCGACUGGCAAGUUAAAUUUUUGGGGAAUUCAAAUUACAGCUGAAGAACUGUUAUCAAUCCUGCUCAUCAAAUUAUUUUUCACUCCAGUUAAAAUGACUCUUGGGCUAGUACAUGCUAACUACAGCUUGCCCGAAUGUCAAGCUGUAAAACUGACUGACUUUGCAUCCUGGAAAGGAAUGUUCUUCUCGGUUGAGCUAGCAGGCAUUUGUGGGGAAGGACAAAGAAAUCUGCUUGUGACGCCAAGCAAAUGGUUGCUCACAGUAGUUUCUCUCUCUUUGUUGUGUAGCAUCAGGCCUGGAGAAAUCACUGCUCACUACCAUCUUUUCACACUGGCUUUUAUUUAUUUACAGAUACACAGGGCAACAAACUGAAAUUUAUUUUUUAGAAAGGAUGUACGUUCAACCAACAAGUUGCCAUUUGACUUUUCGCAGAUUAACAACAGCCUACAGGACCCAAAUUAUGAGGAUGAAUAGGAGCUUAUGCACAUAGUUAUAGCCAUUAAAGUGUACAUACCUCACAAAAAGAUGUCUCUUUGUUGUUUUCUUCUGUUUCCUGUGGCACAAAAAAUGUCACUUUUAAUUAGCAAGUUUUGAUAUGUUGGUUUCACACCUACCAAAACUUGCUAAAAUGUUUGUAUAGGGCAGGAAACAGUAUAAAAAACAAUAGAGGGACAUCUUUUUAUGAGGUAUGUACACUUAAAUGGCUGUUUCUAUGCAUUUUACCCAUUUUAUUGAUCUUACAUGAAAUUCACAUACAAAUCCUUAUAAUUUGGCCAUUGUGAAUCUGGAUCCCCUUAAUGAUUAUACCUCCACCUGUGAACAGGAAGUUCGUGUUUUGAGUUUGGGUUGGGGAUGUAUUAUUUUAUUUAUUUAUUUAUUCAUAUAAUUAUUAUAUUUUAUAAGAUUACAGCAAAUUUACAUUCAAUUUGAGAAAAAAUUCAUACUGUGGAACCUUCAUUUAAGAAACCUCUAUAUAACAAAGUCCUUAGUAUAACAAACUACUUCCUUCAGCCUAGCCAAAAUUACAGUAAAAUGUUUGGAACAGAACCUCGCUUUAACAAACCUCGAUUUAAUGAAAUCCACAGUGAGUGGUGAGGAGACUCCAGAAAGCCUUGUUCAAGGGGGUCCCCAUGAUUUGGUCAUAAUGGAUUGAAAUAAUAUAGGACUAAGGGCAGCAGGAUAUAAUAGACUUAGUCAGUUUUUGUAAGAAAGAAAGUCAUGAAGAUAUUUUUUAAAAUUAGAAAAAGUGGUGGAACUUGAAACAGAUAAUGGAAGGGAAUUCCAAAUUUUUUCAAGACCCAAGUAUAAAACAAUAAACUGUUUAUAUUUGUUUGACCAAAGUGUGGUCUGCAAUUUAUUACAAUUCUGGUGAUGUGUGUACCUGGGCACCAGUUAUAAUAUAGGUUCAGAAAAGAAGAAGGCAGCAAAUGAUGAUGAUAGCAGAACAUAAAUUUAGCAACAUGUAACAUAGAAAUACCAAAAAUAUUUCUUAAAUCUUGAGUUUGGCAAAUAAUGAAGCAGUGUAAGAACCAUACUCUGAGUUAGAUAAAACAUGGAUGGCACUUUUUUGUAAGAGAGAAAUUUUUAAAAGCAGUGUAAAAUGGAGGGGGGAGGGUACAUUUUUUUGUGAUGGCAAGAAGGGAAGGGGGUACUAGUUUUAUAGAUACUUCCUUUCCCCUGCAAACUGCCAAACCUUCACGUGGCUGGAAUAACCAUGUAAAAUGGCAGUCCAGUAUGAGACGUAAAAAUAGUGUCCUCAAUCAGUACUUUUGUACUGUUACAUUGACACUCAAAUAGAUCCAAAUAAAGUGCAUUUAUUUUAUAAAGCGCAUUUUAUUUAAUUUUUGUUUCAUCCCAAUAGACAUCUUUGUUAUAAACACUCGAAUGCCUCUCAAACAAACUACAAAUUGACCUCAAUCAAAUAUUUUUUUCAACCCGUGUCUUUAGAGUGGAGCUAUCGGAGCAGCUGUUUUUGAAACUCUGUUGAAUUGAGUAUCACAAAGAAGCCAAUUUUAGCCACAGAGAAAGUUGUGUUUGAUCAUGACCAAGAUUAGUUUUUUUCAUGUCUCUGUCUUUGUAAUAUUAAGUGACAAGGUAUUCCAAUCAACCGGUGUGAGGAAAGGGCUUGGGCAGAUUUUACCACAGGACUCCAUUUAAACUGAUGGGGAAGGAGGGGAUGGGGUGACAGGGCAUGAGAGAAAAAAAAAGGAGGAUCUAUUUUCUAAUACCAUAUUUCCUCAAAUGAGCUCCUGGGUGGUUAUUCAAAAUUUUUGUUGCAAGGAGAAGCACUUAUUGGAAGGGGGGUGCUUAACCAAGGGAGUUGUUUAUUUAGGUUUCAAUGAAUUAUAACUUUAUUCUGUCUAAAUCUUUUAUCAGAAAACGAAAACUACAACAUUAUCCACAUGAACCUAAAGUCAAUAUUUAUGUCUUUCAUUUGUUAAAUCAGUUGUUGAUAAUCAAGCGUAUCAUACUCCCACAAUGCACUUUACACACAUGCAUUGGAAUGCAUGUUUAUGAAAAUAAUUAUUGAUUAUCUAUAGUAAUUAUCAUCGUCAAAGUUAAUGUUGAUUCUCUCAUCAGUAAAUUGGAAACAGAAACAGGUUUUCCUUGUGUCCCUACUAUUUUAAGAAAGUGAGGGGAGAGGGGAGGGGGCGCUUGUUCAAAAGGCAGGCUUGUUUGAUUAUAGGGAGGAGCUUAAGCUAAUGGAGACAUUUUGAGCGCUGUGCGUCUACCGGAAGUGAGGCCUUUUCCCUUUUAACAUGCUUGACAAUAACCAAAUUUGUAUUGCUAAGUGUAUUUACUCUUCUUCAGAUGAUUUGACUGGAGGUUUGGGCAAAAGCACUUCCUAAGAAUGCAGAAAGACUACUUCUUGUAAUUUGUUGACAUGCGUCACUUGAAAAGCUCUUUCCCAAAGCUCCCUUUAAGGUUUGCCUUUGUGGUUGGUGCUUACUUGUGGGAGGGUACCAGCUUUUUAGAGCAUAGGUGCUUAUAAAAGGAAUUAAAGAAAGACAAGGAGCUAUACUCAGGGACUCCCUCCUUGGUGGAUGGGUCUUUAUUUUUUAAGAUUUUCAUUGGAGACGGGAGGGGGCGGGACGGAAUUUUGUUGCAAAACAUGAUGCCAAACCCCCAGCUUCCCCCCCCGAACAGUCCCUUAUUUUAUUUAAUUUUUUUUUUUCAGUCAUACGUCACAUUGUCGUUUCAUUCAAGUACUAUAUAUGCUGAGUUUUGGUUCAAAAUUAUACUCAUUGGCAUUUGUUCAUGUUUAUCAGCUUUCUAUCAUACACUUAUGUGUAUGUUGUGGUUCAAUUUUAUCCCUGGUUUAAUUUUUUUUUUCCUUUGUGUUAAACUCAUUAUCAUACAUUACCAUACUCCAAAACAAAGGGAUAUAAUAUUUAAACCAAGGAUAAAAUUGAACCACAACAUGCACACUUAGUCUUUGAAAAAAAAAAAAAACAAUUUACAUAUGGAUUAAUUCUGUUGUUCUCCACGCCAAGCAUCUUGAUAAUGAUAAAGCUAAUUACUACUAUCGUUGUUUUCCAGCUUCUUCAGCAGUGCACACAGAGUAAAGACACACCUUGUGCAGCAUUAGAUCCCCAAGGAAAAGUUCUGGAGCAAUCCUUUAGCAUGUGGAGUGAAAAAAUGCUUCAGAGAUUGGAAGCAAAUUUGCAUCCGCUUAUCGUUAGACAACCAGUCGCCUUCUCAGAGGAAAUGCUCAGCCCGUUUGCAGAAAGGUCCCCAACAGCACAAAUCUAUCUUCAAGCUUUCAAGCUGGUGAAACAAGGCUUUGAAGUUCUCUACAAGAGUAACUUUGGCAAUGAAAGAGGAAUUUCCCUAAUUGCUCAUGGUUUCUUGACUGAAAAUUCUAUUCUACAAGCGUUUCCCUUGAAUGACGAUUUUUUCCGUCGGGUAUUUGAACUUUGUGAGAAGUGCUUAAAAAAGAAUCCUCAAUUUUACGAAGGGCUCCUUCUAUCAUACGCUUUGCAUCAUUCUGGGCGACACGUUUCUGAGAAGAGCGCCAGAGCGGAUGUUAAGAAAGUCACGUGCUUAAACAACUUGAUUUAUUUCAUAGAAAAUGCUGAAAGAAACAUGCCUACUCCUGAAGAUCCUUUUAAGUUUGAUGAGAACUACAGCAGCUGGCUUCAUGUUUUGUAUUCUCACUUAGGAUCAUUCCAUACUGUCGGAGAAGCCAAUGAACUGGCAGCCGAAGCUCUUGAAAAUUCUCUUAGGUGCUGCCCGCAUUACUAUGACUCUAAAAGGCUUCUUGGGUAUUCUUUUCUGAUGCAGUAUUUAUCUAGAAUAAACGUUGAAAUUACAAUUGCUCCCGGAAGCCAAGAUCCAUCAACGCCUAGUCGUGAAGACAGAGCUUUUGAUAAUAGAAAAAUUUUCAAGUAUGCAUCUUGGACCACUGAAGCAUUAAAAGAUGCUGCGGUGGACAUAUUGAUGGAAUAUCUAGCUGAGGCCCCACCUUGCUGCAAGAGAUACCCUAAUGCAUAUUAUUAUCUUGCAAGUAUUGCUUUCAGCAUAGAAAACAAAGAGGACGGAAUGAAAUAUUAUGAACUAGCACAAGAUGCUGAAGAAAAUAGACUUCCUUUCUUCGAACCUGUCAACAUCCCAUUGAAAGAUAGCGCGUCUCUUUGCUACCAGCUAUGUACCAAUCUCCCAACCACCAAGUGUGGCAAUAAGGCUUGCACACGGAAUGUAAAGAAAAAGGAAUUGAAGUUGUGCUCCUGGUGUAGAAAAAAAAGUUACUGCAGCAAGUGA